AUGAAGCGCGGUGGAGAAAAAGGAGCGCCGACGAGUCGCCACGAGGCACAGGAAAAAGCAAAGUUGAUGCGAAGUCAAAACCGGAAAUACGCGCAGAGCGCGAAAAUGCACGAAGACGGUGAACAUCGCGUUCGCGCGGUGAUGGCGACGACGGCGGACGACGACGACGGAGAGAAAGAAAAGAAAAACCAAGAAGUCGUCGUCGAAGCGAAUUUGAACCAACAGAGAGAGCAACAACCUCCUCUGAAAGAAGAAGAAGGAAAAGGAGUGAACGACGACGUCGACGAGCAAGCCGAGGAGGAGGAAAAGGAGGACAAAAAAAAGCAAAAAGAAGAGGAGGAUAAAAAUAUCAACAACAACAACAACAACAACAACAACACGAGCGAAGAAGACGCGACGAAAGAAGAAAACGAACGGGUGAAAGAAGGAGACGAGGCGGAAGAAGAAGAAGAAACGAAAGAAGAGCGGGAGAUAAAGACGGAAGAGCGGGAAGGCGACGCCGCCGAGGCCGCGGAAGAAGGAGAGAAGCCGCGAGCGGGGGAGGGAGGAGAAGAAGAAGAAGAAGGCGACGAUACUAAUAAUAGAAAAGAGGAAACGCCGGCGACGAUUUCAAACACCACGAAUAGUGGCGGGGAAGACAUCACGAGAGCCGCGGCGGAGGCGGCGCAGCAAGCGGCUGCGCAGGCGGCCAAUCAAGCCGCCGCCGAGAAGCACGCGGCGCACAUCGGGAAUCCUUUUUUGAUGAUGCAUAACCAGAAGCAGCAGUUUUUAGAUCCCUCGUCGAUGCAACAGCAGCAGCAAAACGUUGGUGGUAUAAAUGGCGUGUUACCUCCGAUGCCGAUGGAGUAUCAAAACGCUAUUUUAGCGCAGCAAAUGAUGCAGCAACAACAGCAGCAGCAGCAAAACGCCGAGCCGCCCGGACCGGCGAAUAGCAACAGUACUAACAACGAUCCAGCGGCGGCAGCGAUGGCACAUAUGAUUAACGGUGGCAAUGGCAAUGUACAGAUGGUACCGCAUCAACAAUUAGCUAUGGCGCAGAUGAUGCAAGCGAUGAUGGCGCAGCAACAGAUGGCGGCGAUGUUUCAAAUGCAACAACAACAACAAGGCGGAGGCGACCAACAACAGUUCAACCCGAUAGCGGCGGCACUUAGCAUGGGUAUGCUCCCUCCAAUGCCACCGGCUAUGUUUGAUAACAACGGCAACGGUAUUUCCCCGGAGAUUGCGUAUCAACUGAUGAUGCAGCAGCAACUGCAGCAACGGCAACACGGCAUGAUGGGGAUGUACGGAGGUAUGGGUGGCGUGCCCUUUCAACAGCAUCAACUGGGCGGGCAAGAGUUUAUGAACGCGCAUCAAAACCAAGCCAUGUUAGCCAAUCAAAUAAAUGUCAACAACAAUAGCAAUAGCAACACGCCAAACGGAAUCGGGAUGAUGAAACCAUCGGCGCUUAAAUCGAGAGGACCAAAAGUUCAAUACGACGACGUCGAUAUCAUGUAUCGCAAGCGCGGACGUCCUUUGGGCUCGAAAAACGCCACGACGAAAGAUUCGUUCAAGAACGUUCCAAAAGGUAAACGUACGAAACGCGUCGCGAAAGGUAACACCACCACCAACGGUAAUGGUGUCGUCGCAAGAGGUGGUGGAGUCCAAAAAGUUGCGAACGUGAAAGGUAAGAAAGCCACCGCCGAAAAGAAAAAGAACGGGAAGAAUGCGAGCAACAAUAAUAAUUCUGUUCCGAACGGGGAUGAUUUGCAGGAGUACUACGACGUCUUAACUUCGCUCAAGAACUCCAUAACUUGUUAG
Molecule: messenger RNA, 1797 nt
Organism: Bathycoccus prasinos
Lineage: Eukaryota; Viridiplantae; Chlorophyta; Mamiellophyceae; Mamiellales; Bathycoccaceae
Exons: 1
Coding region: 1-1797 (598 amino acids)
Source: RefSeq, a predicted model, not a curated record